ACCCACAGAGCACUUGUCAGAAUGGUGAGCCGGGACCGCAGGGCCAAAAUCAAACCAAAGGGUACACUUUCAAGUGUUUCCUGUCCAGUUUGUGAACAGACGUUCCCGAGACGUAACGACUGGAAGCGCCAUGUGAAACCCCACUAUGUUGAGAAAAUAUGGACAUGCCCUCUUUGUCCUAAAACAACUACUAAAAUUGGGAAAAGCAAGGAGCGAUUCAAUCGGCCAGAUCUGUUACGAAGUCAUCUGAGACGCUCAACGGAGCACUAUGAAAUGACUAAGGAAGCUAUUGAAGAAAUCAUUAGUUCACAGACACCAACAAAGACGGAAUUAAAGCCAUCCGAAUGUCCACGAUGCAACCGGAGAUUUGACAGUCUCGAACUUCUCAUUGGACACUUUAUACGGAACCCAUUACAACGAAUCCAACCUCGCCGCACAGUUAAACAAAGAAAUCCUAAGACGCUUGGUGGUCCUUCAAUCACAGGGACCCGAACUGAGGAACUCCGAAUAAUCUAUGAAUAUGGCCUAGUGCCUCUUAGACGCAAGGGUUUAGAAACAAUUGCAGUGAGUAAAGGCGCAGCUAAGCUCAAGGGCCUCCUCAUCAUUUAG
Talaromyces stipitatus ATCC 10500 is the source of this 609-nucleotide messenger RNA. RefSeq lists its product as uncharacterized. Bases 22 to 609 code for a protein of 195 amino acids. The record is from RefSeq and is a predicted model, not a curated record. Gene Ontology annotation, molecular function: DNA-binding transcription factor activity, RNA polymerase II-specific; sequence-specific DNA binding. The transcript is spliced from 4 exons. Gene Ontology annotation, biological process: regulation of transcription by RNA polymerase II. Lineage: Eukaryota; Fungi; Ascomycota; Eurotiomycetes; Eurotiales; Trichocomaceae. Gene Ontology annotation, cellular component: nucleus.